Messenger RNA from Myotis davidii, 2751 nucleotides. RefSeq names its product L-lactate dehydrogenase A-like 6B. NCBI's taxonomy places the organism in Eukaryota, Metazoa, Chordata, Mammalia, Chiroptera, Vespertilionidae. The record is from RefSeq and is a predicted model, not a curated record. Gene Ontology annotation, molecular function: L-lactate dehydrogenase (NAD+) activity. Gene Ontology annotation, cellular component: cytoplasm. Bases 1315 to 2358 code for a protein of 347 amino acids. Gene Ontology annotation, biological process: carboxylic acid metabolic process. The transcript has 2 exons.
AUUUCAUCAGAUGUAAAGUUUUUAUGGCCUGAGAAACUUGAAAGGAAGUUCAUGAGAAUAACCAGAGAAAUGCAGUGGAAGGUAAGGCAGGCCGAUGCCCUGUUGUCCUAGCGGAUAUAGUGGACCCUUGAACAACGCAGGUGUGAACUAGGGGGUCAACUGAGGAAAACCCACAUAGCGGGCACUGUUCAAACCGUUGUUCAAGGGUCAGCCACAUUUUAUUUUACUGCUUUAAUCAAUGAUCUUUGUGCAUGGGUUAAAAUUUGCCACUUUGAGGACAUUUAAGGUAUAUUUUCAUUCUAGUAGAGGCUAUACCUUUGUACCUGAGAAAUAGUUGUUAAUCAGGACCCUCCAUCACAAACUGUCCUGUGGCAUGAAAAGGAGUAAGAGCCUCUCCCUGUGAGUUUUAGUUUUGGACCAGCUCAUGGUGGUCCCCUUGCCCUGGUUCCCUGUGACUUCCCCACGGCUGGGGAUCACGGUCGUGACUGGCAUGAAGACGAUGGAAACCUUUCCAGAAGGUUCUCAAACUGAUGUGACUUGGAAAAGGAUCCCCACUUGUGCGUAUGCAAGGAAAUGGUGCGGGGGACAGACAUUGCACAGGCCCUUCCUCUUCCAGCACUUCACAGUCCAGAAAAUUCAACCUUGUUUUCAUCUGUACUUCAGGAAAGCAUUUGUACUUGGCAUGCAUACUGAAAAUACAAAAUCUGAGUUGGCCAAUUAGACACAUUAAAUAUUGAAGAGAACUGGCGUUUGUAAAACUUGAAUUCAAGGAGAAGUAUUUUAUAGAAAUCAUUGUGAGGUCUUACAAGCUAGGGCCUGCCUUGUGUAGCCGCAGUAGCCAGCUUGAGGAGGCGUCAACUAUCCACAGCCUCGCGCAGACACAGGACCACGCCGAGGGGUGUCUAACGGCCACAGCCUCCGCAGGCGCAGUAGCACACCCAGGGAGUGUCUAAUGGCCACGGCCUCACGCAGGCGCAGUACCGUCUCGAGGGGGUGUCUAACGGCCACAGCCUCCGCAGGCGCAGUAGCACGCCCGGGGGGUGUCUACCGGCCACAGCCUCCGCAGGCGCAGUAGCACGCCCGGGGGGUGUCUACCGGCCACAGCCUCCGCAGGCGCAGUAGCACGCCCGGGGGGUGUCUACCGGCCACAGCCUCCGCAGGCGCAGUAGCACGCCCAGGGGGUGUCUAACGGCCACAGCCUCCCCAGGCGCAGGAGCAGGCCGAGGAGGUGGCCAGGAUCACAAGCGCCCAUCCUUCAGGCCUCAAACCUUGCCUGCCGCAUUCCUCCAUUCUCUCCCCUCACCUUGUGAGUGAAUGGCCAUGGGCUGGGCUGUGGGCGUCUGCUGGGCCAGCCGGAGAGUGGGCGCUGCGAGAGCGCGUUUCCUGAGUGCGGGGAUGGCGCCGGGUCCCCGCCAGCCUGCUGGCGUCCCACUCGGGGGAUCCGGGUCGGUUGGCAUGGCCUGCACCAUCAGCAUCCUGAUACGAGGCCUGAGUGAUGAGCUCGCCCUGGUGGAUGUGAACGAAGGCAGGCUGAAGGGCGAGACGAUGGACCUCCAACACGGCAGUCUUUUCGUGAAAAUGCCCAAAAUCGUUUCCAGAAAAGAUUACCAAGUCACGGCCAACUCCAACCUGGUGAUCAUCACGGCGGGUGUGCGCCAGAAAAAGGGAGAGACGCGCCUUGACCUCGUCCAGCGCAACCUGGCCAUCUUCAAGCUGAUGAUUUCUGACAUCAUGACGCACAGUCCGAACUGCAAGAUGAUCAUCGUUUCCAACCCGGUGGAUAUCUUAACUUACGUCACCUGGAAGCUGAGCGGAAUUCCCCAGAACCGCGUGAUCGGAAGCGGCUGCAAUUUGGACACCGCCCGUUUCCGGUAUCUGAUCGGCCAGAAGCUCGGCAUCCACGCCGGAAGCUGCCAGGGGUGGGUGCUGGGCGAGCACGGGGACUCGUGCGUCCCGGUGUGGAGUAGCGUCAGCGUCGCGGGCGUCCCGCUGAGGGACCUGAACGCGCAGCUAGGGACCGACCAGGACCCCGAGCGCUGGAAAGAUAUCCACAAGGAGGUGGUCUCCAGCGCCUAUGAGAUCAUCAGAAUGAAAGGCUACACCUCCUGGGCCAUCGGCCUUUCCGUGGCUGACCUGGCGGAAAGUCUUCUGCGGGACCUUCGGAGAGUGCAUCCGGUGUCCACCAUAGUGAAGGGUCUCUACGGCAUCCGCGAGGAGGUGGCCCUCAGUGUCCCCUGUGUCCUGGGCGCGGACGGGAUCACAGGCCUGGUCCAGGUGAAGCUGACCCCCGAGGAGGAGGCCCGCCUGAAGAAGAGCGCGGAGACGCUGUGGGGGAUCCUGCGGGCCCUCGAGGUGUGAGCCUCCAGGGAAACACCUGCUGAGGGUGCCAGGAAGCGACUGUCCCUACGGCUGUCACUUAGAGGCCCACACUGACUGCCCUGUUUAUUUAGCCCCCAGCUCUGUUGUUUAACUUCCAGGUUUUGAGUUUUUUAACAGUUCCUAAGUGAAUGCAUCAAAGGUUUUUGUUUGUUUUUUCUGCCACUAAUACACCAAUACUUAACUUGAAUUUAUAUGUAGUUGCCAUUUGGUCCAAAAGAAUGUGGGGUGUAAGUGUUUAUUGUGUUGUAGAAAUUUAUUAUUUUCAUUAAGCACAUGUUAAUUCUUUCAUUCUCACUAGCUUAUGUACUAUUUUCACUUACUAUUUUUAAAAUUAUAGCUUUCUCUGCAGUGAAAAAUAAAUGUACAGAAGUA